AUGACUACACAGACGAUAUCUCUUUACGAGUUGAAGCGCGUGGGCAUGCCAGAGUCUCAUGUGUGGUGGAGACAGUUCGAAGGCCUGCUGCGCGACAACGGGUAUUUGCUGUUCAACUUUGAUAAUUCACACCUUCAUACUAUUGCAACGCCACCUAUGGGAGAGGAACGCGGACUUGACCCUGUGUGCUGCAAAGUUGACGGCUUCCCAGCGAGAAGGCGAUUCUCGGUCAUGACGACACGAGGUCGUCCCGUUCAGCAUAUGAACAAUGGGAGAUGGAUGUGGAUAGAAGCUGUAGCGCUUCAACGCAAAGGGCAUGAGCCUGAAGGCCUGCGGUUUCUUGAAAUACUUCAGCACCUCAAGUUUCUGGCGAGCCCCUGCGGUUCAAUUGACGGAGGCGAGUUCUUUCCCAAUGUGGAUCAAGCGUGUACAGAUAUGCAUUGCCUGAAGGGACUAGCGUAUUUGCACGAAAAAGGCAUUGCCCACCGUGAUCUUGGUGCAGAGAAUAUCCUUGCAAAUCUCAACGGGGUCAGUAAUGACGCAUGGAAUCCCAAGACACGGUUGUUUUUCAUCGAGUUCGAGUUCGCUGAUUGUUCCCCUGUUGUAACCGGUUUCCCAUGCGAGGGAUACACUAGGCCAUCAGCUCCGGAAGUGGGUCGGCCCGUGUCGCACAACCCCCAAGCGGCAGACGUUUGGCAGCUGGGAAGGCUUCUGAGAGAAACGUUGACAACCCUGCCAUGCGCACCUGAGGAAUAUGCGGAAAUGGCAGAUCUUUGUGAAUCGAUGACUUAUCCCGAUCCCCGAGGGCGACCAAGUGCGCAAGACGUCCUGGACAAGAUUCGAGCUCUACAGAAAAAUUCUGCAGGUACGUAG
This is a messenger RNA of Dacryopinax primogenitus, 873 nucleotides long. RefSeq lists its product as uncharacterized. Lineage: Eukaryota; Fungi; Basidiomycota; Dacrymycetes; Dacrymycetales; Dacrymycetaceae. Gene Ontology annotation, biological process: protein phosphorylation; mitotic DNA damage checkpoint signaling. The record is from RefSeq and is a predicted model, not a curated record. Bases 1 to 873 code for a protein of 290 amino acids. Gene Ontology annotation, molecular function: protein serine/threonine kinase activity; ATP binding. Gene Ontology annotation, cellular component: nucleus; cytoplasm. The transcript has 6 exons.